Molecule: messenger RNA, 1037 nt
Organism: Hibiscus syriacus
Lineage: Eukaryota; Viridiplantae; Streptophyta; Magnoliopsida; Malvales; Malvaceae
Product: endochitinase 1-like
Exons: 3
Coding region: 1-996 (331 amino acids)
Biological process (GO): defense response to fungus; chitin catabolic process; cell wall macromolecule catabolic process
Molecular function (GO): chitin binding; chitinase activity
Source: RefSeq, a predicted model, not a curated record
AUGGGGACAACCAGAUUAAAAAUGAGCUCUCUGCAGGCCUUGUCAAUUUUGCUUUUGUUCUUGUCUUUUGUAGUCAUAGGAUCAGCGGAGCAGUGUGGAAGGCAAGCAGGUGGUGCUCUUUGCCCCGGCGGCCUAUGUUGUAGCCAAUUCGGUUGGUGCGGCGACACCGAUCCCUACUGCAAAGACGGUUGUCAAAGUCAGUGCACCCCUGUUGGUCCUCCUCCCGGGCCGCCUGGUGGUGGACUAACUGAUCUUAUAUCGAGAGAUUUGUUCGAUCGGAUGCUUCUGCAUCGAAACGAUGGAGCUUGUCCCGCACGUAACUUCUAUACCUAUGAUGCUUUCAUCGCUGCUGCAAGGACUUACCCUGCCUUCGCUACGACCGGUGACCAAGCAACUCAAAAGAGGGAAAUAGCUGCCUUCUUGGCCCAAACUUCCCAUGAAACUACUGGCGGGUGGUCGACUGCACUGGAUGGUCCCUAUUCAUGGGGAUACUGCUACAAUAGGGAGUUGGACACCACUUCGACUUUCUGUCAACCGGAUCCAGCCAACCCUUGUGCUCCCGGUAAACGAUACUUCGGCCGCGGUCCCAUUCAACUUUCCUGGAACUUCAACUAUGGGCAAUGUGGAAGGGCCAUAGGGGUGGACUUGUUAAACAACCCGGACCUGCUAACAAGUGAUGCUACAAUUUCCUUUAGGUCAGCAUUUUGGUUUUGGAUGACUCCGCAAUCGCCGAAGCCUUCAUGCCAUGACGUGGUCGUCGGAGCAUGGACACCCUCCGGUAGCGAUCAGGCAGUGGGUCGGGUUCCCGGGUAUGGUGUGAUCACGAAUAUUAUCAAUGGAGGGCUCGAAUGUGGUAGGGGUUGGAAUGCACAGGUAGAGGACCGUAUUGGGUUCUAUAAGAGAUACUGUGACAUGCUUGGAGUUAGCUACGUGAACAAUCUUGAUUGCUAUAAUCAAAGGCCUUUCGGGAAUGGAGACUCGGUGGAGUCCAUGUAGCUUUUGUCUCAAAUGAAUAAGUAAAAGUAUAGAUUAUGAUG